CCCACACAGAGAGGGCGCUCUAGCCCGCGGAUUUGGCUGGCUCCUUUCGCCUGCCCCAGGAAAGCCCCCAAGUCUGGCGGUACCCAAAGCGGGCUGGGAAUUCCGGACUCCGGGGCUCCGUGGUCGCAGAGGCACGAGACGUGCGUGGGAGGGAGGUCUUGACAUCUGCCCAUCAUGGACCUCGCCUGCACUUGCUCCAGCUUCCAGUCGGAUCUGGAUUUCUGUCCUGAUUGCGGCUCAGUCCUGCCUCUGCCAGGGACUCAGGAUACAGUCACCUGUACUCGCUGUGGCUUCUCCAUCAACGUGCGAGACUUCGAAGAAAAGGUUGUGAAAACCUCAGUCACGUUCCACAAACUGGGGACAACCAUACCUAUUUUGAUGGAGGAAGGACCUGAAUUCCAGGGACCCGUGGUUGACAGGCGCUGCUCUCGCUGUGGUCAUGAGGGCAUGGCAUACCACACCAGACAGAUGCGCUCAGCCGAUGAAGGGCAGACUGUCUUCUACACCUGUGCCAACUGCAAGUUCCAAGAGAAGGAAGACUCUUGAUUUUUUUGUUUUGUUUUGUUUUGUUUCCUGGGCAACUCAACAACCCCUCCCUCUCCUUUUCCUUGGAAGAUGAAGGAUAUUGGGUUCCUAGAUCCUUGUCCAUCUUCUGGCUGCAAUAUUUGCUUCCAGAAGAGAAGCAGAUCAUCAUGUGGGGAUUACCAUUGUCCCCAGGGUACUCCUAUUCCAAGUUGAGUUUUUCUUAUUAAAGCUAUAUUUUUCAAUAAGACCCAGAUAUAUGUAUGUUACUUAUAAUUUGUCUUGUUCCAAAUGUAAUUUAAAUCUUAUAGAGAUAUAUUUGUUCUUUCAACAAAUAUAUCAGCUACACAAAGAUGUAAAUU
This is a messenger RNA of Pteronotus mesoamericanus, 884 nucleotides long. RefSeq names its product RNA polymerase I subunit H (gene POLR1H). Gene Ontology annotation, cellular component: RNA polymerase I complex. Bases 175 to 546 code for a protein of 123 amino acids. Gene Ontology annotation, biological process: termination of RNA polymerase I transcription; DNA-templated transcription. NCBI's taxonomy places the organism in Eukaryota, Metazoa, Chordata, Mammalia, Chiroptera, Mormoopidae. Gene Ontology annotation, molecular function: nucleic acid binding; zinc ion binding. The transcript is spliced from 5 exons. The record is from RefSeq and is a predicted model, not a curated record.